AGCCACCAGUGAUAUCACCAACGACAUUGUCAGACUACACGACGGUUGAAGGUGAUCGAAUCGAAAUGAGGUGUUUGGCUAACGCGAAUCCACCUCCGGUCAUCACAUGGUCUAGGAAAGGUAUUCCUGUCUCGGAGGAUAUGGUUGGAAUUCAUGUCACUGAGGGUGUAUCUUCUCUGCAUCAACAUGCUGGUGAAUUGAAUUACAAGCCAAAAAUAAUUUCAGAUGGAACCCUAGUCAUAGAGAAUGUUGUGAAUGAUGACGCAGGGCACUACACUUGUAAGGCGUCGAACGCAGCCGGUGAUGCUGAUAAGGUGAUACGCCUUAGCGUCAUUAUCCCACCAGAUAUACCAGAUCAAGAUACUAUUGUGAGUGAAGCUGUCGUUGUUGGACAGCCAUUCAGUCUUUACUGUCCGGUAUUUUCAACUCCACUGCCUCAGAUAUCGUGGCAUUUGGACGAUCAUCCGGUGGCUGACGGUGAUCCAAAUAUCCAAUUAUCUGACGAUAAACGACAUCUACAUGUGCUCAGGUCGAGACCCACUGAUACAGGCAACUACAAGUGUGUUGCGAGGAAUCCUGCCGGUGAAUCAUCAAAAUCAUUUCAAGUGGAAAUUCUUGGUAAUUUUUUUUAA
Anisakis simplex (herring worm) is the source of this 632-nucleotide messenger RNA. The record is from the annotation of a GenBank genome assembly. NCBI's taxonomy places the organism in Eukaryota, Metazoa, Nematoda, Chromadorea, Rhabditida, Anisakidae.